Messenger RNA from Rhodotorula graminis WP1, 783 nucleotides. RefSeq lists its product as uncharacterized. NCBI's taxonomy places the organism in Eukaryota, Fungi, Basidiomycota, Microbotryomycetes, Sporidiobolales, Sporidiobolaceae. Bases 1 to 783 code for a protein of 260 amino acids. The transcript has 2 exons. The record is from RefSeq and is a predicted model, not a curated record.
AUGCCCCGCCCGCGCUCCCUCUCGCCACGAGCAGCCCGCACCUCGCCUCUGGCCCCACCCUCAGUCCAGCUCACCUACUUCGUCGGCCGCGGCGAGCAAGGCGUCCUCUCGUUCGAGCCCUACAAGUCGUUCCUCCUCCCGCUGUGGCGCUUCAAGGACCCCGCCGUCGCCCGCCCGAGCUGCGACCGUCUCGAGCGCGAGUUCAACGCUUUCGUCGACGAGGGCGACUUUGUCGGCGCCGACAUGGCCCGCAAGUUCCUCCAGGGCAUGACCCGCGCGCAGCGCUACGCCAACCACGCCGGCGGCCUCAAGUACUCUCGCACGACGGGCGCCCCGCUCCCUCGCGCGUCGUCCCCCUCGUCUGGCAACCCGGGCGCGGCCGACAAGCUCGCGAGCGCCGCCAUCUUUCGCGCGGCGUGCGAGCGCGCAAAGGCCUGUACGCGGUACGCACAGCUGAGGGCCGAGUGGGAGGAGAGGAAGAGGGGGUGGGAGAGGGACAACCCGCGCGAGGUGGAGCGGCUGAGGAGGGAGAGGGACGAGAGCCGUGCGAGGAAGGGGACGAGGGGGGGCAAGGCGGUGACAGCCACGGCGAGCGCCAAGCGGGGGCGAGCGGCCAAGGUCGAGGAGGACGAGGGCGAGGCCGACGAGGGGCACGAGGAGGAGCAGGUCAAGGCCGGCGCAGACGACGAGGCGCCGACGCCGCCGGCGCGAGCGAGCAAGCGGCGGCGGGUCACGCGAGCGAGUGCGGCGGCCGACACGGCGCGGGACGUCAAGCAGGAGUGA